UUCAUAUUUUUACUUUUUUUUACUGGUUUAAACAUUUGUUUUUCAGUUCUAAACAUUACACAUACGGUUUAAAAUAAAUGUUUUAAAUAUAUGUUUAGAAUGUUGUUGUGUUUACGGUGUCGUGUUUGUGUUUCUGGUGGUUGUAUUGUAGUGUUUGUGAUGUGGUAUUUUAGUGUUGUUUUUGUGUUGUUGUAGUGUUUUAUUUUUUCUUUUGUAGUUUUAGUGUUUAGUUUAGUGUUUUAGUAUUUUAUUUGUGUGGUUACAGUAUUUGUAGUGCUUAUAAUGAAGUGUUUUGGCACUGUAGUGUAGUAUCUGUAAUGUAUUUGUGGUAUUGUAUUGUUUGUAUUGUAUUAUUUGUAUAAUAGUGUUUGUAGCUUAGGGUAUGUAUUGCAAGUAUUUGUGAAAUUGUAUUGUUUAAUUGUAGUGUUUUUUGUGUGGUUAAAAUGUGCGGUUAUGGUAUUUGUAGUAGUAAAGUGUUUAUUGUUAGUAUUGAUGUGGUGUUUGUGUUGUAUUAACUUUACUGUAGCGUUUAUGGUGUCAUAGUAUUUGUAUUGUUAGUCCUUGUGUAGUUUUAGUGAAGUAGUGGUUAAUUUGUGUGGUUAAAGUGCUUCUGUGGUUAAAAUAUUUUUAGUAUCAGUGUGUUUGGUGUUAAUAUUGUUGUAGUGUUUAUAAUGAAGUGUUUGUGUUGUAUUAGCUGUAUUCAUUUUGGUGUGACAGUAUUUGUAUUGUUAGUGUUGUAAUACUUAUGUUGGUAGUAUUUGUGUUGUUUUGGGCAGUUUGUGGUGGUCUAUAACAGGUAGGUGUGAGUCGCGCUCAGGUGCUGCUCUCUUAUUCUUCACCACCUGAAGAAACAUCUCAGGAACGAGCGUCUGGAAUUCCAAAAGAAUGUAACACUCCAGCAUAAUCCGAAUACUUCAAAAGGUUGUUCAUCGAUGUCUUUGAGUGCAUUGUAGAGAUGUGUCUAGCAGUCAGCGUUCUCUCACCAAGAGGUACACUACGCAAAGUUACCUCUGAUAGACUUUUUGUUUAAUGUAUUUAUAAUUAUUCAUUAUUAUUAUUAUUCAUAUUAAUCAAAUGUUUAAGUAGAAAUGACGCAAGUGUUACAUAAAACCUCUCUCUCCCUCUCUCAGAUGUGUAAUAAAUCAUAAACCAGACGACACCUCACACUCAGGUGUCACUUUGUCUCACACGCUACAGAGAGAGAGAGAGAAAGAGAGAGUGAAAUAUGUAGAGAAAAAAAUAAAAAAGAGAGAAAGAGGAAGAAUGACAAACAGGUAGAUAAAAGAAGAGAGAGAGAUGAAGAGAAAAAAGGGGGAAUGAAAGAGAGAAGGGUAUAGAAAAGAAGAAGGAAAGAGAAAAAAUAGAGACAGAAAGAAGGAGAAUGACAGACAGGGAAAGAGAUAUAUAAAGAGUGAGAAAGCAAGGGAGAGAUGAGAAAAGGAAAGACUGAGAAAGAGGAAGAACGAAAGGGAGAGGUCUGAAGAGAAAAAAAGAAGAGAGAGUGGGAGAGAAAGAGGGAGAAUGACAGAAAGAGAGUUAGAGAAAGAGGGAGAAAAAAGGAGAGGGAAAUAGGAAGAUUAACAGACACAGAGGUAGGAAAAGAGGAAGAAAGACAGAGAUGUAGAGAAAAGAAAAGAAGGAGAGAGAUGAAGAGAAUAACAGAGAAAUGAAGAGAGAAGAAAAAUAAUGAGAAAAAGGUAAAAAGAGAGAGGUUUAAAGAGAAAAGAAGUGAGAGAAAAAAAAUGACAAAAAGAGUUAGAGAAAAUAGAGAGAGAGACAGAGAGGUGAUAUGAAGAGAAAAGAAGACAGAGAAAGACAGAGCGGGGUAGAAAAGAGAAGAUAGGAAGAGGCGGGGGUGGUUGUUAAAUAAAGAGAUGGAGGGGCUAUGUGUUGGGCGGAGACUGGUGGUGGUCACAUGAUGGGGGAAACCUUUUCAGGAUUAGCCUGUUAGCUGAUUAGCAUCUUCACAGCUUAUCUCCCCCACAACAACUCUCACUUUUUCCACUUCAAGUAUUUGAAGGAUUUGAUUGCAUUCAGCCACAUUGGAGCUUCAUUAAGAUCGGGUUCUGGUGCUGAACACUCAGACACUCCAACGCUACUGGAUGGAGCUCCGUCAACACUCUAGCAAGCCUUUUAUACCCCUCCAACCCAAACCAGGCAUUGAAAAAGAUGAACUUUGGGUCAUGUGGUCAUGGCUGUUGUAGAAAGUCUGAUUCUAUUGGUCAAUGAUUCUUCUCUGUGGACAUUAUACAAGCUGUAUGUGCAUUUAAACACCUGUGCCAGCAGGGGGCGCACUUUAAUGCAGGUGAAUGAACACGUAACUGCUAAUAUUAGGAGCAGUUCAAACAGUUUUGAAGGCGUAAAGAUAUUCGGACACUUGAUUGGUUAGGCUAAUCAUUCUAACGUUAAACAACAUUGCUCCUCUAACCACACCCACUCAAACCCUACCUUCCCCUACCUUUUACCCUGUCCUGUCCAAAUUUUUGGAUAUAUGAAGUUAUUUGGACACCUAAUUGGCCAAUCUGGCCUCUCAAUGUAACCACACCAACUUUAGCCCCGCCUUCACACCCACCCUUUCUAUGGCCCUGUCCCUCACAUGACUUCCGUGACCUACUCAGCCUGGAGAAAUCCUCUGGGUAAUCCGUGCUCUCCUGCACUCACCCCGCCCAAUCCCAUACAAUCCCGUCCCCUCCACCUGUCCAGCCCGAGCCCGAGCCCGGAGACGAGCCGGUCACCUGAAGACGAGAGCCGACCGGAGAACCGAGCCCCGGGAAUGCCCAGCUCCUGCUUCCCCUCGCUCCCCCACAGGCCCGGCAGAUCCCUGAGCGUCGGUGGGUGAGCGCUGGCACGGCGGGUGGGCGCUGAUGUGUGUGUGUGAGUGUUUGUGCCGCUCAGUGAAGGAUGCAGCGUCUCCUGGUGGUUCAGGUGCUGCUGCUGUGCUGUUGCCGUUUGGUCCAGCCGUUCUGCCCGUCGCAGUGUACCUGUGUGUUCCACUCCCGCAGUGACGGAACCGGGACCAGGACCGUCCUUUGCAAUGACCCGGACAUGUCCGACAUCCCGGUGAACGUCCCGGUGGACACAGUGAAGCUGCGGGUAGAGAAAACGGCCGUGCGUCGGAUCCCCACCGAGGCCUUUUACUACCUGACGGAGCUGCAGUACCUGUGGAUCACUUACAACUCCAUCACCUCCGUGGACCAGGGCAGCUUCUACAACCUGAAGGUCCUGCACGAGCUGCGGCUGGACGGCAACCAGAUCGCCACCUUCCCCUGGGAGUCUCUAAGGGAGAUGCCUAGCCUGCGGACCCUCGACCUGCACAACAACCGCCUCACCAGCAUCCCCGUGGAGGCGGCGCCUUACCUGGUCAACAUCACCUACCUGGACAUCUCCAGCAACAAGCUCACCACCCUGCCCUCUGACCUGGUGGACAUCUGGCCCCCGUUCUCAGGAAUGCCGCCCACCUUCAACGCUUCCCAGAAGAUCGUGCUGGGUCUCCAGGACAACGCGUGGUUCUGCGAUUGCAGGAUCUCCAAACUCAUCGAGUUGUCCAAGAUGACCGACAUCCCCGUGGUUCUGAUGGACCAGUAUUUGUCCUGCAGUGGCCCAGAGAACCUGGCUGGGGUUCUGUUCCAACGAGCGGAACUGGACCAGUGCGUCAAACCGUCAGUGAUGACCUCAGCCACUAAAAUCACGUCAUCGCUCGGCAGUAACGUUCUCCUCCGCUGUGACGCCACGGGAUAUCCUACCCCCACCCUCAUGUGGAGUAAAAGGGAUAGGUCUGCUUUUAAUAACACAGUUGUGCAAGAAUCUCCUGGUGAAGGUGUCCGGUGGUCCAUCCUCAGCUUGCACGGGAUCGUGGUAAAGGAUGCUGGCGUGUACCGCUGCAAGGCCAAGAACGUCGCAGGAAAUGCGGAGGCCUUCAUCACCCUCUCCCUGGCUGGGAUGGACUCUACAACCGUGUCCCCGCCACCGAGCAUCACCAAGAAGCCUGACGAGAAUCCGGGACUGGUUACCCAGUCUCCACCUCCAGUCACUGGCACUGUGGUUCUGACACCUACUACUACUUUCAUCCCAACGACCUCCAAACCACCCAUGACCACAGUAUCACCUAUGUCAAGCCGGAUGAACCUUGGCCCGGGUGGAGGCAUUCAGAGGUCCCCACCUGCUGGAGAUACACCGGCUAAGGUUCAGCAAGGAAAGGACGUCAAAAGUCUGAGUGGGAGCAACAAAACGAGGAAAAAGGGGAGUCCCUACAUCAAGGAUAUUGAAGUGGUGGAAGAGACUGGAGAUACGGUGGUUGUGUUAUGGACAAGUGAGGAUUUGCCUAGCGACACACCCUUGUCUGUGGCGUACUUCCCGUACGAUGCGGAAGACAGCAAGGAAACGUUGGAAACUGAGGUUGGGUUGGGUAAACUUCUUUUGGAGAACCUGUUUCCCAACCAGGCCUACACGGUCUGCUUGGUUGCCAAAGGUUACAUGUCUGGAAAGGGUCAGUGUGUGAAUUUUAGUACUCUGGACGCCGUUGCGGACGAUGGCCAGAACAAGUGGCUAAUGAUAGCGAGUGGGAUUGCUUGCGCUGUUGCACUCCCACUUAUUAUUCUUCUCCUUUAUAAGAUUGUAUCGCUCUACUGCAAAGGUAGAAGCGGUAGAAGUGGUGGAACGGAUGAAGACCUCUCGAAAGAGACAUAUGUAAAGUUUGAGACCCUCACAAUGAAACAGAGGACAUUGAACGGACCAGGGAAUGACCUCUGGGCUCGACGGCAGACGCAAGAAUCGGAAAGGAUGCUACUGUGUUCACGAUCAAGUAUAGACUCCCAAAUGACCUACAAGAGCGACAGUUCACGGUCGGAGUACCUAUGCUAGCUCUGCGUGAGUUAGCUACUAGGAAUUACCAUAUUUUUCUGAAACAGUGUUGCCUGUGCUCCAACUCCACUGGUUGCCGAAUAAAGACAAUGAUUGACAAUAAAUGAAAUGAGCAUAUUGGAUGUAUUAGUGCUUAAGAUGUCCUAGAUCACACUUGUCCUUCUACAACCAACCUGCUAGCACAGGAAAUGGUUAUACAUUUAUUUACAGGAUGUGUUUUUUUUACAGGAAGUUUGUAAUCAGUUGCAAUCUCUCUCUGGGUGAUGGACAUGAGGUAGCUUUCUGUUUAAAUAUGAGAAUAUCUUGUAUACCAAUGACUUUAUGUAAGCUUGGAAGCCUUCAGUUCCAUAGAAAUAAAGCCAAAACUAAUCGGCCAUGUUGAAGUCUGUGCAGUAAAGAGCAGAGGCGGAGCCAGACUUGCCUUCAUUGACUUUACAGUGCAGCCUGAAGGACCAGAAGCAGGACUUCAGUAUUCAUAGUUAUUUCAGUAAGUGAAACUUCCCAACACUACAAGUGCAGUUCAUGUUGUUUUUCUUAGCAAACUUAGAUUUUGAGGUCAAGUUAUAGCAAAUUAAAAAGAAAAUAUGGGCAGGAAUGUUUUGACAUUAAACAGUAUGGAGAUGGGCGGAGCUAAACGUCAUACUGCAACCACCCAGCAGAGGCACUAGACCUGGUGGCUUUGCUUCUGAGAAACCAUGCUUAUAUAAAGUCAUUGAUCUGUACUAAUACUGUGAUGAGACAUAAGUAAUUGGAUGCAGAAUGUGGGAAACAUCUACUAUAGGCUACUCUUGAGUUUGUUGAUGUGCUAACACUGUCAAUGUAUUGCCUUAUACGAGUCUGUUUUAAUUCCUGUUUAUUUCUUCCUUUUUUUUAAUGGACGGUUUUAUUUAUUGUACAUUUUAAGAUUAAACAUUAAAGAUUUUUUAUGAUAUAAAAUAUUCAUGUGGAGAUGUAAAUACUGCAUAUUCUUCCCUAUUUAUACAUUAUAGUAUCUCAACAUAAAAUAUAAUUUAACCUUUACAUUAAAUGGUUUGGGCUAAAAUGUCUUCAAUAUCUUUAUGCUUUAAAGUCUAAGUUUAAUUCAAAGAAUCUCUUAUUUGAAGUAUAUAUGACUUUGUGGGGGUGAACAGACUACAUAUAUAGUGUAACUGUAUCAACAGUAUAAUCUGUAUAAACAAUAUUGCAAAGCCUUGCCAACCACACAUAUACAUGUAUUAUGUCCAGUUUUGCCAUGUCUUUUGUGAUCAAUCUGCCAUCUUUUUCAACCAGAUAAACUUUAAAAAAUGGAUUUAGCUGUUUUCUUUCUUUCUCUGAUUAAGUCUAAAUUCCCUACAUUGAUAAUUCUGUGUUUUUAUGUUCUGUUUAGGCAGUAUUAACAUUUGCAAACUUUGUUCGUUGUAGCUAAAGAUAUUUAAGGACUUGUUUGGGUGAUGUUAUCCUGUUGGUUCAAGAUUUAUGAGAUUAUAUAGUAAUUUUGAGGUAUUUACACAGAUUUAAAAAUAAUCUUAGUUUAACCUUUAGCUUGCUCCUCUUGAGGCAGUGUUUAGUCUGUUUAGAAUCAUUAUUCUGUUUUAAAAGCUACUCCCCUUUUUAACUUUGUUACACUGGUUGCCACUGGCAGCAACACAAGCCAACAGCAUCAUCCAUCCACCCCCAUAUUUAACAGUUGGACAGGAGAUAGUUUCAUGAGAUAAAAAACACAUUUUAUAAAACACACAAUAACAUGAUUUCAAAGAUCUUUAACCUGAAAAUUUAAAAUGUUUCACAAUGGUUCACAAUAAAAAAUCCAAUUGGCUCCAGCCACUGGUAUAUUUGCAUA
Molecule: messenger RNA, 6679 nt
Organism: Astyanax mexicanus (Mexican tetra)
Lineage: Eukaryota; Metazoa; Chordata; Actinopteri; Characiformes; Acestrorhamphidae
Gene: lrit3a
Product: info leucine-rich repeat, immunoglobulin-like and transmembrane domains 3a
Exons: 4
Coding region: 2902-4860 (652 amino acids)
Molecular function (GO): protein binding
Source: RefSeq, a predicted model, not a curated record